CUUUCUCUUUCUCACUUCCUCACUUCACAACAACAUUGUACCUACUUAUAAUGUCUCAAAAAAGUUCAUUCUACCCACAAGUCGAUUCCACCAAUCCAGACGCAAAUUCUUCUUCUUCUUCUUUCUCCAUGUAUCCAAACACUGCAUAUUCAUCACAACAAGUUCUGGUGACCGUUCCCAACGUGAUUCUCCAUCUCAUAGAAAAAGAUUCAAGCGUCCACCUAGCUUCCGGCGACUUAACCAUAGUAAGCCUCAAAGAAGACAACAACGUCGUAGCAGUUCUCGCUCGCAUAAGCGAUCAAAUCCAAUGGCCGUUAGCCAAAGACGUUUCAACAGUAAAACUCGACGAUUCGCAUUACUUUUUCACACUUCAAAUUCCACAGAGUAAAACAGAGAGUGGGACGGAGGUUUUGAACUACGGAAUGACGGUGGCAACAAAAGGGGAAGAGAGUGUUUUGAUUUUGAAGGAACUUGAUAAGAUUCUUGAAAAGUAUAGUUUUUUUUCGGUUGAGAAGGUGAAGGGUGUAAAAGGGUGGGAGGUUUUGGAGGAGAAAAGGGAAGAUGUGGAGGAAAGUUCUGCUGCUGCUUAUUGGACAACGUUGGCACCAAACGUGGAAGAUUAUAGUGGAAGAUUUGCAAGAUGGAUUGCUGCUGGGUCAGGACAAGUUGUCAGGGGAAUUCUGUGGUGUGGUGAUGUUACUGUUGAGAGAUUGAAAUGGGGGAAUGAUUUCAUGAAGAAGAGGUUGCAGCCUGGGUCGAAAUCACAAAUUAGUCCACAUGCUUUGGAGAGUAUUAAAAGGGUUAAGAAGUUGACGAAGAUGUCAGAGAAAGUGGCCAUUGGUAUCCUCACUGGGGUUGUCAAGGUGUCUGGAUUCUUCACUAGUUCGGUGGUGAAUUCAAAACCGGGAAAGAAGUUCUUUAGCUUUCUUCCUGGAGAAGUUUUACUUGCUUCCCUUGAUGGAUUCAAUAAGGUGUGUGACGCUGUAGAAGUAGCUGGAAGGAAUGUUUUGUCCACUUCAUCAGUUGUUACCACUGGACUUGUUUCACAUAAGUAA
Cicer arietinum (chickpea) is the source of this 1055-nucleotide messenger RNA. Its product is annotated as protein EARLY-RESPONSIVE TO DEHYDRATION 7, chloroplastic-like. Gene Ontology annotation, cellular component: plasma membrane. Lineage: Eukaryota; Viridiplantae; Streptophyta; Magnoliopsida; Fabales; Fabaceae. The record is from RefSeq and is a predicted model, not a curated record.